GCAGGGCCGGGCCAGAGCGGCGGCAGCGGCGGCUCCGACCCGGGAUGUGGCGGCGCCCGGCCGGGCUCCUUCUCGUCUUCGCGGCCGCCACGGCCGCGCUGUGGCUGCUGUCGGUGCGGCUGAGCGCGGGGCAGACGCGCAGGGCGCUGCGGUUCCCGGCGGACCUGGAGGAGCUGCGGGAUCUGGCCGAGGCGCUGCGGGACUACGAGCGGCAGCACCGGGGCGCGGCGCUGGCGCUGUUCUGCGGCGCUUACCUGUACAAGCAGAGCUUCGCCAUCCCUGGCUCCAGCCUCCUGAAUGUCCUGGCGGGAGCUCUCUUCGGGCCAUGGAUGGGGCUGGUGCUGUGCUCGGUGCUCACGUCAGUGGGAGCCACCCUGUGCUACCUGCUCUCUGCUGCCUUCGGCAAGCAGCUCGUCGUCCACUACUUCCCUGAGAAAGUGGCUCUGCUGCAAGGGAAGGUAGAAGAGAACAGGAGCUGCUUAUUUUUCUUCUUGUUGUUCCUGAGGCUGUUCCCCAUGACACCAAACUGGUUCCUGAACCUCUCGGCUCCCAUUUUAAACAUCCCCGUGUCCCAGUUCUUCUUGUCCGUCCUCAUCGGCCUUACACCAUAUAAUUUCAUCUGUGUGCAGACAGGGGCCAUUCUGUCCCAGAUCACCUCUCUGGAUGCCAUUUUCUCCUGGGACACGCUGCUCAAACUGCUGGCAAUGGCCAUGGUAGCCCUGGUACCAGGGACCCUCAUCAAGAGAUACAGCAAGAAGCACCUGAAGCUGGAUGGAGACAAGCAAACUCAGACACUCAAUGGCAAAAAGAGUUUCUGAUGGUUCAGGUGCCCCAGUUUUGGGGUAAAAGCUGCAGGUCUCUGCAGGGGGUUAUAUUCUGCAUGCUCUGUGCCACCAAGGACAGUGGCAGUUUUUAAUUGUCCUCCUCAUCUCAGAGGAGGUGUAAGAUUCUUAUUUUUGAUGAAUGUUUACCUGUGCAUGUACCUGCACAGAGAGAGCGAUACAGGGACUUUGUGAACAGUU
Lepidothrix coronata (blue-crowned manakin) is the source of this 1022-nucleotide messenger RNA. RefSeq names its product transmembrane protein 41A (gene TMEM41A). The transcript has 5 exons. The record is from RefSeq and is a predicted model, not a curated record. Bases 45 to 818 code for a protein of 257 amino acids. Lineage: Eukaryota; Metazoa; Chordata; Aves; Passeriformes; Pipridae.